AUGAAGUCCUAUCACGCUUUCAGACUACAUUCUUACCUUGGGAAUUUUACGCCAAAAAUAACAACCCCAAUGACAAUACAAUAUAGAAUAUUUUCUCCAGUUAGUUUGUAUUGUUGCAAUGUAACCCCUGAAUAUCAUUGCACAAAAUAUAGAUGUUACAUUCUCCUUGUUAACAAGAGAUUUACAACCGGAAAUGGAAUUUCUAUACAAACCGAGGAACUAUUAAAAACAUUAAUUGCGAAUAAUUCGCCGCUUAACUUGCAAGAUUUGUGUAUAGAAGCCGUGGAAAAUGCUACAACUUUGCGAGAAUUGUCCAUGAUUAUAUAUUCAACUGUUCAUAUCAAUCUGGAUUUCCAUGCUAUUAAUAAGCGUAUAAUAUAUCUAUUGCCUUCAGAAAGCUUUUCAAAUAUAUUAGUCCUAAUGCGUGUGCUAAUUGAUACUGAGUAUGUUAUUAGCGUUGGCAGUAUAUUUACUGAAUUGGUUUCUAGAUAUUUGUUACAAAGUGUUGAUGAUAUAACAAUGUUUUGCGAUGUUGAUUUGUCAAACUAUAUGUUUGUUUACUCGAAGCUGGUAGAUAGAGGUUUGAUUAAAUCAUCAAUUCAGCAAGUGGAAUCUAUAGUUGAAAAAGUAAAUUCUAGAAUUGAAAAAUUGCAGCCUUAUAAUUUUUGUGAUAUCUUACAAUCGUUGGCACUGCUUAAGCCUAUAAAUGUGUCUAUUGAUGCUGAAAAGGUCUUAAAUUAUAUAUUUGCUAAUAUGAAAUGUUUUAGUACGCAAGAAAUAAUUUCAACAUGGUACUCGGUUGUUUCAUUUAAUUUUCCCCUGGAUCAUCAAUUAUUUAUAAACUUUUCACAUCAAUUGCUCAACAAUGACGAAUUAUUUUCCCAAAUUGAUGUUGAGUGUAUGGUUAGGCUGAUUACUGCUAUUGGUAGAUCUAGAAUUAAUGAUAUAAAAAUUGUGAAGUUGAUAGAUAAUUUGAUACCCCAAAUCAGGAAGAUGAUUGAAAUGGAAAAGAUUGGUUUAUAUGAGUGCAGUAAGAUUCUUGUAGCACUUAACAAUUGCAAUUAUAAAUGUGACUCGCUUUUACAUAAAGUUUCAAAGUAUUUUCGGCACAAAUAUCAAGAAUUGCCCAAUGAUGACGACUAUGCUGCCACAAUCGUCAAUUUGUGCAUCGGAUUUGGGAGAUCCCUAUUCAACGAUAAAAGGGUGUUCAACGUAAUAUCACAGCUCUUAUUGAAUAUAGAAUUGCUGAACUACUUAUCAACGCAAGAGUUGAUAAAUGUUGUGCAGUCAUUCGCUAAAGUCAGACUUUUAGAUAACAAGCUAAUGGCACACAUACACAAAGUACUAGAAUCUCGAAUUGGGGAUACGAUGCCACUAGAAUUGUGUAUCAAGUACAUCCAUUCCGUUAGUAUAUUAGAAUUUAAGCAUUAUAAUGUACAAAAGAAAGUUGUAGAGAUUAUUGAGCAGUAUCACAAUAGUGGAACCGGUGCGAUGAACGAAUUCCAGAUAGCAAAAGUAUGCUAUGCUGCGAGCAAGCUAGAUAUUCCUUGUGGAAUCAGUGUUAAAGGCAUGCCAAACCUUGCGAAGAGUGAUGGAUUGUGGGUUGUUGGUUAUAGCGGUAGGAAGACUAGUCAUAUUGCGGUGGCAAGGAAACCGAUUCAUGUUAGACGAAUGAAAAAAAUAUGGUAA
Messenger RNA from Babesia microti strain RI, 1689 nucleotides. RefSeq names its product conserved Plasmodium protein, unknown function. The coding region runs from base 1 to 1689 and encodes 562 amino acids. The transcript has 3 exons. The record is from RefSeq and is a predicted model, not a curated record. NCBI's taxonomy places the organism in Eukaryota, Apicomplexa, Aconoidasida, Piroplasmida, Babesiidae.